This is a messenger RNA of Misgurnus anguillicaudatus (oriental weatherfish), 2534 nucleotides long. RefSeq names its product desert hedgehog signaling molecule (gene dhh). Lineage: Eukaryota; Metazoa; Chordata; Actinopteri; Cypriniformes; Cobitidae. Gene Ontology annotation, molecular function: calcium ion binding; patched binding. Gene Ontology annotation, biological process: multicellular organism development; regulation of gene expression; intein-mediated protein splicing. The record is from RefSeq and is a predicted model, not a curated record.
GCGGUUAAAGGCGCUCGGGGGUCGUGACGGGAACAAACACGCGUUGGAUCCGACGACUCGGAUACUAAAUUAUGUUUGAGCGCGAUUUUCAGGGAAGCCACACAGAGAAACGCGCUUUAAAGGUUAUUUCAGACAACGCUGUUUUGCGGGGAGCUGUCCAAGGUGGGGUAGGAUGAUGGGAUGAAGCACCUGUUGCUAUGCCAACGAAGGAUAACGAGGAUGCGAGCAAUCUCUGCUUGGAAUGCCGUCACCAAAUGAUAGCUAUAAAUGGAGUACCAACUUUGUUAACUUUGUGAGGUAUUACAAAUAGCCUAUUUUUGUAUUUGAUCUGGACAGCGUUUUUAAAGUCAACUUUAUUCAGAUAACGUUUUAGUAUUUUUUAUUCAUCGUGUUCCUAAGCGACGUUUAUGAGGGCAUGUGAUGUUAAAUAUUAUGUCAGUUUAAUCCAUUACACUUGAGUCAAUUAUUUACGAGCCCAGUCCCCAGAAGGGCCCGUUUUAAUACAAGAUCGUCAUACGGACAUGGAAAAAGUCAAGUGUGUUAAUGAAAUGCCACGAGGUGCUGGGAGAGUCGCUCGCGCUGCACGCUUUGCGGCUCGCUGAUCCGCUGACACGCACAUUCACGCGCGUCAAUGACGUUGGCUCCGUGGUUAGGACGGGCACGGCUCGGCCUGCUGACUGCGUGUAUUUAUUCAUGGCUGGUGGUUCAGGGAUGCGGGCCGGGCCCGGGUUACGGCGGCCGCCCCAGACAGCGCAAGUUGACUCCGAUGUCUUAUAAGCAAUACGUGCCCGGUGUUUCUGAGAACAACCUGGGAGCGAGCGGAAGAGCGGAGGGCAGGAUCACGCGCAACUCGGAGCGCUUCAAUGAACUGGUGUGCAACUACAACACUGACAUUGACUUCAAAGACGAGGAACACACCAAAGCCGACAGGUUCAUGACCAAGCGCUGCAAGGACUGCCUAAAUAAACUAGCAAUAGCGGUAAUGAACCAGUGGCCUGGGGUUCGACUGAGAGUGACAGAGGCCUGGGAUGAAGAUGGCCACCACCCUCCCGGUUCUUUACAUUAUGAGGGCCGAGCCGUUGACAUCACCACCUCAGAUCGGGACACUAAAAAAUAUGGCCUUCUUGCACAGUUGGCAGUCGAGGCUGGAUUUGACUGGGUGCACUAUGAAUCCAAAUAUCACAUUCACUGCUCUGUCAAAGCUGAUCACUCUGUAGCAGUGGAGAAAGGGGGCUGCUUUUCAGGAUCAGGACUUGUGAGAAUGGCUAAGGGCGUGCGAAAGCCCAUGUCAUGUUUGCGGCCUGGAGACCGGGUGCUUUCCUUGUCCGGGUCAGGUGAUGUUGUUCUCAGCCGGGUUCUUCUCUUUCUACAUCGGGAUGUAGAGAGCAAAUCCACCUUCCUUAUUUUUUGGACAGAAAAUGGAAAACAACUGUCAAUUACUCCUAAUCACCUCAUCUUUGUGGCUUCCAGUCUCAAACGGCACCACCAUGAGUAUCAAGCUAUAUUUGCAAAAAGAGUUAGGAUUGGAGACUAUAUACUUACUACUGGGGAGGAUAGAGGAAUUCAGCCGUCCAUGGUAGUCUCCGUUUCGCUGGAGGAGAGGAUAGGGAUUUAUGCCCCUUUAACAGAACAUGGAAACUUAUUCGUGGAUGGUGUGCUGGCUUCCAACUACGCCUCUGUUGAGGAUCACAGUCUUGCACACUGGGCAUUUUGGCCUUUCCACUUCUUGUUAGGCUUUCUCCAAACAGAGAUGGAUGAAGAGUUGAUUAUAUUUAAAAAUAAUGCCUUCAAAAACUGUUCUUCAGAUCAGACCUUUCUCACUGAUAUGAUACACAAAUCACGCACAACUCCCAGCACAUGCAGCAAAUUCCAAGAUGCCACAGCUGGAAUUGAAAAUGAACACAGUUUUGUACAACACUGUGAUUGGGCCGAUGGCCCUAAAAAGGAGGUUUACUGGUAUGCAAGAUUUUUGCACACAUUGGGACAAAUAUUUCUUGAUCCUCAGAUGUUUUACGGAUCGUCUGAUUGUAAGAUACAGAAUAUGUGGACUUAAUACCAGCUGUGCCUGACAUUAUCUCUGAAAAUAAUAACAUUUUUAAAACUACUGACCAAAAAUGGAAAUGCAAUAGACACUGUUUGGAAUACUACUACUACUCAAUAAAUAUAAAAGGUUUAGUGUUUUACUCAUUUAUAUAUGUGAUUUUUGUUUCAGAUAUGUAUACUUUGGAAAUAUUCUUGUGUAACUUAAAAAUCAUAUUUUUUCAGAUAUGGCUUAUGUUUGAAUUUGAAAAUUCCGAAUGUAAACAUGUACUUCUAUUGUUUGUUUUUAAAGAAAAUAUUUAGAUGAGUAAAAAUAUUUAUUUUUAUACUUUUGGAUUUAUAAUAUAUAUUUUAAACUGCACGUCCAUGUAGUUCUGGUUAUAGCCUGAGGCUCUUUGUUAUACCGGCAGACACUGAUAACUUUUUAUAUUGUUAUUUUCACUGGAUGUUCUUGUAGUGAAUUAUGUUGCUAAAUAAAACCUCAUCUGCUUGGA